Messenger RNA from Stylonychia lemnae, 903 nucleotides. Lineage: Eukaryota; Ciliophora; Spirotrichea; Sporadotrichida; Oxytrichidae. The record is from the annotation of a GenBank genome assembly.
AUGGAAUAAAUUCCUCAAGUGAAUAUCAAAUCAAGAGUUAAAAAAUACUUAGCAAUAGCAGUCAUAUACACAACUGUAGCAGUUUUAGCUUCAGAGACUAAGGAUAAAGACAAAGACAAGCCAGAUCCAGCUUUGAAAUGUGCUGGAGGGUAUGGGAAUGAAUAUUAGCUGAAUAUGCUGAAUGAGAAUUUGUUUUGCACAGAGCAUGCAGGGAGAACGUGUUGCAAUCUAAAUGACACGCUUAAAAUCAAAGCCAAGGUUGGAUUUGCAAAGGUCAAGUCUGAUGUCUCAGAUCAGUGCAUGGCUUUUACUGCAAAGGCACUUUGUUCUCAUUGCGAUGGAGAUAUGGGAUUAGGGAAGUUGAAUGGCGUGUGCUAAUCUUAUUGCGAGCAAUGGUAUAAUGUCUGCUAGAAUGAAUACUUUGACCCAUAUGUAAACUAAAAUGAGAAUCUGCCCUUUUGCAAGAAGGACUCACUUAUAUGCUCUGCUGUGAAUGAUGUAGUAGAUGCAGACCCUAUCAAGUUUUGUAAAAUGAUGGGAGUGAAGGUUUAAGAUGAGCUUAGCGAGUCUUGUUUCAAUGGAGUUUCUAGCAGUUCUAGACUGGGCAAUCUAAAGAGAAAAAUAGAACCAUCACAGUCUUCAUCAACUAUAGAAACAAUUGGGAAAAAUACUCUUGACUUAAUCAAGAAAUAUCUUCUGAGAGCUGCUAGACUAAUUGUUACUAACUCUUAUUUUGAGAGGUUUGUGGAAUUUAUGUGCUUAGUUAUUUUGCUAGCAUUGGUAUGGUUUGGGUAUAAAUGGUUCUGCAGUAAAAAGAGUCGCAAGCAACCUUAGAGACUGAAUAAAGCCCUCUAUGAAGAAAUUCAAAGGAAGAGAAUCAGCAAGCUGGACAGAAAUAAAUGA